AUAGUCAUUGUAUUUGUUUCAUAACUGAUAUGCAAUUGAAACAAAUGUCUUACACACGCGUUGGUGAGAACACCAUUCGACGAUUCGUUAUUUAUAACACGCCUGGUUAAUAAGUUAAUAAUGCUGGAUGUUUCUGUGAGCCAAAGUUUGAUGAGUGGAAUCAUGUGACUGAUAUGACACUGUCAGGAUGUGGCAAAUGAGCUUGGUACGCUGGGUGUUGAGAUGUAGACAACUUGAUGCUGUCUGCUUCAGUCUCCAAGGAAACAAAGCCAUACUGCGACAGAUCAGUUCAGAGGGCCAAUUUGAUGAUGUUCUGAGUGAUACUGAACAAAACAAGUAUUUACGUGAGAUUUGCAGCAUCCCCGACUGUGGACAUCAAGUGUUUGUUAUUCAGCCACAAGUGAAAACUGGUCCUAACAGAGUAUCGCACUUGAAGGCCGAGUUGAAACUUGAUGAAAACUGUGCUCUAGUCGAAACUCUGCCCAGAUGGAACGUUGUCAACAAGGCUGUAGUCCCCUUGAAGACACCGGUGGCCAGUCAGAUAUUUCCCCCCGGUGCCUUUACGCGACUCACGCAGCUGAUAACGUCGCGUCCCGACAUCAGCGCCGUCCUGCUCGGUGUAGACAGACUGAAGUCAGACGAGUUCCUCAAACUACAGCAAGCAUGGGCGGUUCCCGUGUUUGACAGGUAUACCAUUGUGCUUCAAAUAUUCAAAGAUCAUGCUAAAAGCAAGGAAGCUAAGUUGCAAGUUGCCCUGGCAGAAAUACCAUAUAUACGAUCACGACUGAGUCAGAUAGAGAUGGGCAGUUAUGACCAGCAGACGGGUGGGGUUCAGUUUGCCGGGGGGACAGGUGACACGUUCAUCACAGUGAGACGACAACUUAUACAGGAACGAGAAUCCAAACUCAAAAGAAUAUUAAGGGACUUAAAAAAUCAGAGAGGUUUGCUGCGGAGAAAUCGACAGAGAAAACAGAUUCCUUCAGUAGCAGUAGUCGGGUACACCAACGCUGGGAAGACAACUGUGAUAAAAGCUCUGACUGGAGAUUCGGGUCUGACUCCGAGGAACCAGUUGUUUGCCACACUUGACGUGACGGCUCACGCGGGUUUCUUACCCAACCGCAUGAUGGCUGUCUUCAUCGACACGGUCGGAUUCAUUUCCGAUAUUCCACUUGACCUCAUCAACGCUUUCUCCGCCACUCUGGAGGAUGCCGUGCUGGCUGAUGUCAUAGUGCAUGUCCGGGACAUCAGCCACCCCGACAGCGCAGCGCAGUGUGACGAUGUGAUCCGCACGCUGAAGACGAUGCUGUCACCCACACAGAUGGCCAACAUCAUAGAAGUGUGUAACAAGGCCGACCUACUCACUUGCAAUCAUGCAAAUAAUUUCCACAAUGAUUCGUUCCUGGUGUCGGCUACGUCUGGUCAGGGUUUGUCUGACCUGCGCAAUGAGAUCCAAGAUGUCCUCAUUCAAUCCACGGGUCAGCUGGAGAAAACAUUCCGCAUCCCGAUGGAUGGCGAACAUCUCAGCUGGUUGUACAAAGAGGCGACAGUGAAAUCUGCAGAACCAGACUCGGACAGUGAACAUCUCCUCGUUAGUGUGGUGAUCAGCACGGCCGCUUACGCCAGGUUCAAAUCACAGUUUUCAACCAACAGAGAAAAAUAGCAGUGAUGUAUACGCCAGGUUCAAAUCACAGUUUUCAACCAGCAGAGAAAGAUAGCAGUGAUGUAUACGCCAGGUUCAAAUCACAGUUUUCAACCAACAGAGAAAGAUAGCAGUGAUGUAUACACUAGGUUCAAAUCACAGUUUUCAACCAAGUGCACUGUAAUAAACUCAUGUCAUAUUUCUGACUUAAAGGCAUCAUGAAGUGUUAAAUACAUGACAUUGUAUAUGUAAUAAACUCAUGUCAUAUUUCUGACUUAAAGGCAUCAUGAAGUGUUAAAUACAUGACAUUGUAUUUGUAAUAAACUCAUGUCAUA
Molecule: messenger RNA, 1974 nt
Organism: Gigantopelta aegis
Lineage: Eukaryota; Metazoa; Mollusca; Gastropoda; Neomphalida; Peltospiridae
Product: putative GTP-binding protein 6
Exons: 12
Coding region: 188-1660 (490 amino acids)
Cellular component (GO): cytoplasm
Molecular function (GO): GTP binding; ribosome binding
Source: RefSeq, a predicted model, not a curated record